This is a messenger RNA of Entrophospora sp. SA101, 459 nucleotides long. Lineage: Eukaryota; Fungi; Glomeromycota; Glomeromycetes; Entrophosporales; Entrophosporaceae. The record is from the annotation of a GenBank genome assembly.
AUGCCAAUUCAUAAACCAUAUGCAAGUUAUAUAUGUUCAUGGAAGGCAAAAUCACCAGUUAUUCAAUUACACUUGGCUUUACUAGAAAUUGAUUCAUUUCAAGAAACCAACAAACUAGACAAAUCUUAUAAUAACAAUAAAUCUGUUGGAUUACCAAAAUUUCGAUAUAAAUAUUCAGAACAAAAAUUGGCUUUGUACUUGGUACAGGGUGGGCAAGUUUUUAUCCCUCUUAGAGUUUUAGGAGGAAUUGAAAAAAUCAGUGAUAGAAUUAAUUAUAAUUGGAAUUCAGAGUACACAGUUGGAAAGAAAAAAGUAAUUACUGGAAACAUGAAAAGUGCAAAAUCAAUUACUUUAUAUAUGCAUAAAGAUGUAUCAGAACAAGAAAUUGAUAUAGCAGGAUUACACAUAAAUUAUAUGAUAAAAGCUAGAAAAAAUAAAUCUUACUCAAAUUGGAAAUGA